Molecule: messenger RNA, 1304 nt
Organism: Monomorium pharaonis (pharaoh ant)
Lineage: Eukaryota; Metazoa; Arthropoda; Insecta; Hymenoptera; Formicidae
Gene: Bug22
Product: cilia- and flagella-associated protein 20
Exons: 4
Coding region: 462-1043 (193 amino acids)
Biological process (GO): cilium assembly; regulation of cilium beat frequency involved in ciliary motility; positive regulation of cell motility
Cellular component (GO): motile cilium; ciliary basal body
Source: RefSeq, a predicted model, not a curated record
UUACUUUAACUUGUUGCUCCAGUCAGCUCCAGUGUAGCAGUGCAGCGAAAAAGAACAAGCCACAUGCUUGAAUCAUCGGUGUUUGAACCAUUAGAAUCUCAAAGACGCAAAAUUUUAUGAAUUAUAAUCAAAAUUAUAAUUUACUUAUAAUAAUAAUUUCAAGUUUGCUGUUCUGACAAUUUCCUGAGGUCUAACGCGCCCAAGUUACAGUUUCGUAUAUUCAUAUGAAUAUACAUUGGUGAACGAUGUAUCGAUCAAACAUCAGUUGAUUACAGCCCGCUCCUCUUUGUUUGUCAAUGUGAUGUGGUGCCUUCAAUCCCGCUGUGGAAUUAUUUAGUACAAUUUAUUUAAUUUAAAAUGGAAAAAGGCUUGACAAAAAAAUAGGAGGAGAAAGAACCUCGUUUUUAAACGUACGCUAGGGAAAAGUUAUUGAAGCAGCGGGAAUUCGAGUGAAUGCGAAAAUGUUCAAGAACACCUUCCAGAGUGGUUUUCUCUCCAUUCUGUAUAGUAUUGGCAGCAAGCCGUUACAAAUCUGGGACAAGAAAGUGAGGAAUGGACAUAUCAAAAGAAUCACUGACAAUGACAUACAGAGCCUUGUUCUAGAGAUACUGGGCAGCAAUGUUAGCACAACAUAUAUCACAUGUCCUGCAGAUCCAAGAAAGACUUUGGGUAUAAAAUUGCCUUUCCUGGUAAUGAUUAUCAAAAAUUUAAAGAAGUAUUUCACAUUUGAGGUUCAGAUAAUUGACGAUAAAAAUGUACGUCGCAGAUUUCGCGCUAGCAAUUAUCAAUCCACGACGAGAGUAAAACCAUUCAUAUGUACUAUGCCGAUGAGAUUAGACGAUGGAUGGAAUCAGAUACAGUUUAACUUGGCUGACUUCACACGUCGUGCCUAUGGAACAAAUUAUGUGGAGACAUUGAGGGUUCAAAUUCAUGCUAAUUGUAGGAUUCGACGGGUGUAUUUUUCAGAUCGAUUGUAUUCGGAGGAUGAAUUGCCAGCGGAAUUCAAAUUAUUCCUGCCCAUUCAAAACAAGGCAAAGUGUUGAGAAUUAAUGAAGGAAUACGCGUGCAUUAUUAGUAAAAGGAAGAAUUAUACCCAAUAAAACGUUUCUUUAAAAUCUUGUUCGAAUUACUUACAAAAUAAAAGAUUUUCAAUUGACGAUCACCUUAACUUUAUAUGAUGCUUAAAAAAUAAUGUAUAAUAUUUAAGAUUAAUUUGUUACUUAAUAGAAUAUUGAUUAUAUGUCUUAUACGUUUACAUGUUAAGAUGACUGUAUUUAUUUAUCACUAUACAUGGAUAAAAAGUA